GAGAGGAGUAGGAGAGGGAGGGGAGAAAGAGCAGCGCAGGCAGCGGCGGGCAAGCCACCAGCCCUGAAACCUAGAAAUAAAGCCGAACUUAGCUUGUAUACGCAAGAAUAAUUUACCUUGCUUUACGACAUGAUAGUUCGCACAGAACAACAUACCGUUCCGGGGAUUUAAGAGAUAAGGCUUGGUCGUUUGUGGACUCUACACGACACGGCUGGAAACUCAGAAGGAAAGAAAACAACAACACUGGAAAAAAUACGGGGGUUACACACAACAGUGACAAUAAAACAACACUCCCCGACAAGUGGUCUGCCUGGUGCCGAGGGUGAAGUCUGAACAAAAUAACAGGAAAUAUUGGUGAAUUGAUAUUCUGUUUUAAUCAUUUUAAAUGUUUGUUUCAAGCUAUCGUUUCGGUGUGAACUUUAAACUCAGGAAACAAUGAAGACAUAGCGAGCAAGAACUCAUCAAGUGUCUCGACGCUGCUAGCCAUCCCGCUAGCGUUAGCGUGGCUUUCUUGCAGCGAGCGAAUGCGAGGUAAAGCUAACGCCCGCUAGUGCGGCCAAGUGAGCUAAGUUAGCUUGUCGGCUAACGUUAGCUGGCUAGCUAAACGCGUUUUUGAGAAACUUUUGGUGUUGUUUCCCCAGAGCCCAAACACUGAAGGAGUAUUGUAAGAACAGAGGGGAAGGGCAGGUUCCCUUCUGGACUUUUCCCCCUCUACAUAUUGUCCUAAUAUGAUGGCUACGGAGGUCAGCAGUGAGGAUACGGGCUCGGUCACGACAGGGACAGGGGUGGCAGGCGGAGGAGGCCCGGAGACAGCCCCUUUCCCCUACUAUCCCAAGCCGAACAGAGUGCGAGUCCCUGAUGUGGGACAAGGACCAGCACCAACCCUCCGCCAACUUUCAAACACCUUUCCAGACUCACUUCCCGAAAUGAGUAUCACCUACCCCAUGUCUAGUGGGGAUAUGACCGGACCAGUGCUUUCCGCAACAGGGAGUGGCGGAGCAGGAGGUGGACAUUCAGUUUUCCAAGGAACAAGCUCAGGGACCGUGGGCGGCAUUUACUGCUCUCCCACUUCGGAGGGUCCAGCUAGUCGGAUUUCACCCACAUCAACAGGCCCGGAUGGGCCCACUGACUUCCCCCCACUGCCACCACCUCCUCCUCCCCCUCCAGGCGGCGGGGUGCUCGGUGGCACUAUGGAUGAAAGCGACAUGCAGGAUGGUCCGGAAAUCGAGGAAGAAGAGGUGGUGUUCCCCCUCUCUGCACCGCCCACGAACCAGUGGUACCAUGGCAAACUAGACCGAACCAUUGCUGAGGAGCGGCUGCGUCAGGCCCGGAACCCUGGCAGCUACCUCAUCAGGGAGAGUGACCGCCGGCCCGGUUCCUUUGUCCUGUCUUUCCUCAGUGUGACCAACGUGGUCAACCAUUUCAGGAUAAUCGCCAUGUGUGGGGACUAUUACAUUGGUGGGCGGCGGUUCUCUUCUCUAUCAGACCUGAUUGGUUACUACAGCUAUGUGUCUUGCCUGCUAAAAGGAGAGAAACUGCUAUCGCCAGUGGCACCCCCAGAGCCUGUAGAAGACAGGAGGAGAGUCAGGGCCAUACUUCCAUACACCAAAGUGCCAGAUACUGAUGAGAUCAGCUUCCUGAAAGGGGACAUGUUUAUUGUUCACAAUGAACUGGAUGAUGGCUGGAUGUGGGUGACCAAUGUACGCACAGAGGAGCAGGGCCUCAUUGUGGAGGAUCUGGUGGAGGAGGUGGGGCGGGAGGAGGAUCCACAUGAGGGAAAAGCCUGGUAUCACGGAAAGAUCACCAAGCAAGAGGCCUACAACCUGCUGAUGACAGUUGGCCAGGUGUGCGGUUUUCUAGUCCGACCAUCAGACAACACACCUGGGGACUACUCCCUCUUUUUUCGCACCAAUGAAAACAUCCAAAGGUUUAAGAUCUCCCCCACCCCGACAAAUCAGUACAUGAUGGGGGGGAGGUACUACAACAGUGUUGAUGACAUUAUCGACCAUUACAAGAAAGAGCAGAUUGUCGAGGGCUACAACCUGAAAGAGCCGGUUUCAGUGCAGCACCAGGAACAAGUUCUUACUGACACAGUGGAUGGGAGAGAAAUUUAUAACACUAUCAGACGGAAAACAAAAGAUGCUUUCUACAAAAACAUUGUCAAGAAAGGCUACCUCCAGUUCAACAAAGGCAAAGGCAAACGAUGGAAGAACCUUUACUUCAUCCUGGAGGGUAACGAUGCCCAGCUCAUCUACUUUGAGAGCGAGAAAAGGGCCACCAAACCCAAAGGGCUGAUUGACCUAAGCGUGUGCUCCGUGUAUGGUGUGCAUGACAGUCUGUUUGGCAGGCCACACUGUUUCCAGAUUGUGGUCCAGCACUUUAGUGAGGAACAGUACAUAUUCUACUUUGCGGGGGAGGCUCCAGAGCAGGCACAGGAUUGGAUGAAAUGCCUUCAAACUUUCUGCAGUAACUUAAGGAAAACCACUCAGCCGACCUCCAACAAAAGGCUUCGACAGGUGAGCAGCCUGGUGCUGUAUGUGGAGGAGGCCCACAAGCUGCCAGUGAAGUAUUUCACCAACCCCUACUGUAACAUCUACCUGAACAGCGUCCAGGUGGCUAAAACACACCCUAGGGAGGGGCAGAACCCAGUCUUCACAGAGGAGUUUAUCUUUGAUGACUUGUCGAGUGAAAUCAACAGAUUUGAAAUCAGCCUGAGCAACAAAACAAAAAAGAGCAAAGAAAGUGACAUCUUGUUCAUGCGUUGCCAGCUGAAUCGUCUGCAGAAGGGCCAGAUGAUUGAUGAGUGGUUCCCCCUCAGCUCCCACGUGCCUCUGAAGGGCAUCGAGCCGGGCUCUUUACGUGUACGUGCCCGCUACUCCAUGGAGAAGAUCAUGCCCGAAGAGGAGUACAGCGAGUUCAAAGAGAUGAUCUUGCAGAAAGAGUUCCACGUCAUCUACGGUCUGGCCCAUGUGUGUGGUCAGGACCGCACCUUAUUGGCAAGACUUCUUCUGCGGAUCUUCAGGCACGAGAAGGCUGAAGCCCCUCUACUCAGGACACUCAACGACAGAGAGAUUAACAUGGAGGACGAAGCCACAACAUUGUUCAGAGCGACCACACUGGCCAGCACGCUGAUGGAGCAGUACAUGAAGGCCACAGCCACACCGUUUGUCCACCAUGCUCUCAAAGACACCAUCCUCAGGAUCAUGGAGAGCAAACAGUCCUGCGAGCUGAACCCUUCCAAACUGGAAAAGAAUGAGGAUGUGAACCUGAACCUUGCUCAUCUCCUCAACAUCCUGUCCGAGCUGGUGGAGAAGAUCUUCAUGGCUGCCGAGAUCCUACCGCCGACAUUGAGGUUCAUCUAUGGCUGUCUGCAGAAGUCUGUGCAGCAGAAAUGGCCCACCAACACCACCAUGCGAACCAGAGUUGUAAGUGGCUUCGUCUUUCUAAGACUCAUCUGUCCUGCCAUCCUCAACCCCAGAUUGUUUAACAUCAUUGCUGACCCUCCAUCUUCAGCAGCAGGCAGGACCCUCACACUGGUGGCUAAGUCUGUCCAGAACCUGGCCAACCUGGUUGAAUUCGGUGCUAAGGAGCCCUAUAUGGAGGGGGUGAACCCUUUCAUCAAAAACAACAAACACAGGAUGAUCAUGUUUCUGGAUGAAUUGGGGAACGUCCCUGACCUCCCUGAAGCCACAGAGCACUUUAGGACGGACCUGUCCCGGGACCUGGCUGCGCUGCAUGAGGUCUGUGCCACGCACUCGGACGAGCUCCGGACGCUGAGCAACGAGAGGGGAGCACAGCAGCAUGUGUUGAAAAAGCUGCUGGCCAUCACAGAGCUGCUCCAGCAGAAGCAGGCUCAGUAUGCCAUGUCCAACAGCAACAGGACAGAGUGCACCAUCAUGUCACUGGCUGCUGCCAUCCAGGUAAUGUGAGUUUUACAGAUCGUCCCCCACCACCACCACCACCACCACCACACACCCUUACCCGAGAAUCAAAGUGUGGUAGUCAGACCGCACAGCCAGCCAGCCAAAGUGAGGCCUCAUCCCAUGAGGUGCCCGACCGAAGACUUGAGUCAGUUUGUAUUUAUAAGCAUGUGGCCUAGAUUCCUGACAGUUCAAACACAAUAUGGCUGUUCUCCAUGGGAAACCACAUGCUGCAUAUCUGAAAACUGUCCUUCCAAAGCCCCAAAAUAUUUCAGACACAGACCGUGUGUUGAACUGAUAAAAAACUUGAUAAGAAGCCUUGUCGCGUAAGACCUUGAAGAGGAUGAUUUCUAUGAAGAUGGACCUGAGAUACAGUCUGCUGCAGACAUGUCUGCCCUUCUUUUACCCCGGUAUGCCUGCCACUCCCUCAGUUUGACUGGUUACGAUCGGUGAUUGACGAUGACAACCGGACAAAUGUGGCACCCUGAUCGGCCGCUCCUUUCCUUGGACAAAACCUUUUGCGAGGAUUACCGGGGACGCAAUCCAAAGUACUGAAGUAGCGUUUUCUGCCGUCAUCAGGGAAUUUUAAACACAGCACCUCUCUCCAAGAUGACACAAGCCUUAACUCCCCUUUCUACACACCGUCCGCGCGGCAACUUCACCUGGUUUUAUUACGAGCUCAUCCUUUAAACCACUAAUGACUUCCACCGUCUUUGUGCAUAAACUACCACGCAGCACUGGAACCACUUGUUACAUUUUUAUAUAAUGCUUUGUUUGUUGAUAUUAUAUACUUAGGCUUGUAUUGAAGUAAAAAAAAAAAAAAAAAGGUGUUUUGUGUAUGAUCUAGCUGAACAGAGCUGGAAGAUAGUCUAAGAGUGUGUAGGAGAUCUCUGUAACCUGUCCUGUGCAUGUGUUAACCCUGAAUGGAUCCUGCUAUACAGUAGCGUGUGGGCCUACAUAUAUGCUGCUCUAACCAACAUCACCUGCGCACCCCAUCCACAUCCAUGAGCCUUGGGGGUGUGAACAAAAGCUUUCAUUGCAUUUGCAGUCUCUCUUGCUGUCCUGCCAUCACAGGUGGCGUUUGAGUACACCUCUGCACCGACUAUUUUCAUAUAGACUCAUCCUGAGAAGGCAUGCCACGCACAGAUUUCUCAACUUCAAAGUCAUAAGGGGCCGGCCCUGUGUGCCUCCUGACGAUUGGAGCAGCUGCAGAGUCUGAAUCUGUGCCUGUCAUAGCUCAAGAGUUUACCAAACUGUUUACUGUAGUUGCACUUAAAAAGAUACCACGGACCUCACCGACCUCACCAAGUGUUAACAGACCGCUGGCGACCGAUACGUGAUGCCGAAUGAGCCUAAACGUCUCCUCAUCAGCGAUACCACGAUCAGCUGUGCUACAUGGUAUGGGUGAUGUAGGGAGGAAUGUGGCGUGCUGUUGUACUUGCUUUCUGUAUUUCAUACAACUGAUGAUGUGUUCCUUUUUAUUUUUCUACCUUAUACUGAACCUUGAACCUUUUGCAUCUUAGAUACGACAACCUGGCUAAAAAUAAAGACUGUUGCUAUGUAUGACAACGGAAAA
Molecule: messenger RNA, 5496 nt
Organism: Perca fluviatilis (European perch)
Lineage: Eukaryota; Metazoa; Chordata; Actinopteri; Perciformes; Percidae
Product: ras GTPase-activating protein 1-like
Exons: 26
Coding region: 729-3929 (1066 amino acids)
Biological process (GO): regulation of GTPase activity
Molecular function (GO): protein binding
Source: RefSeq, a predicted model, not a curated record